Molecule: messenger RNA, 816 nt
Organism: Magallana angulata
Lineage: Eukaryota; Metazoa; Mollusca; Bivalvia; Ostreida; Ostreidae
Product: short-chain collagen C4-like
Exons: 3
Coding region: 3-809 (268 amino acids)
Source: RefSeq, a predicted model, not a curated record
UCAUGGCGAAAUUCGUUUUGUAUUUUGUUUUCACGAUUGUUGGUUUUGGUCCACAUUUCAACGCUGAAAAUGUCGACAAAAGAAUUCUGCUGAACGAUCCCGAUCUGGUCCAUACUCAGAUACAAGCCAUUCAACGGGAGCUUGAGACGGUUAAAACUCAACUUGCCGCUCAGGUCAACAUUAACUCCGCUUACCAAGCGGAAAUUGAUUCUCUUAAACGUGUCAACAAUCAAUAUUCAAGCCAAGGGUCUACAUAUACCAUUUGGGGCAAGAAAAACUGUCCUUCGAACAACGGUACAAAAGCAAUCUACAGUGGAAUAGCUGGUGGGGGGCAUUAUAACCAACCUGGAAACGGCGCCAACACUCUUUGUCUCCCACACAAUCCGGAUCCAGCUCCGUCGGAUUUUCCAACUCAUUUUCAACACGACGACAAGUCACUGUCUGGGUUUUUAUAUGGGUCAGAAUAUCAGUACACGUACAGGAAUGUUGCAGUAGAUGAUGAUGUCCCCUGUGCUAUAUGUAGUGUUGCGCAUGCGUCAUCCGUUAUAAUGAUACCUGCCAAAAUGACCUGUCCAACGGGAUGGUCAAAAGAAUAUGCAGGAGUCUUAACAGCAUCAGCUCAACGGCCUGUUCAUCACAUUGGAGAGUAUUUGUGUGUAGAUGAAAAUGCUGAGUAUCUCUCGGAGGGAGCUCGUCAACAAGAUUAUAAUGGAAGGUUGUUUUAUCCCGUCCAAGCAGCCUGUGGUUCACUCCCAUGUCCGCCGUAUAAGGCGUCACAGCUGAUCUCUUGUGUAGUGUGUUCAAAAUAAAAGAGUU